CUCCAGCCGCAGCGCCGGCCCGGGUGUCACCAGGCUCCCACGCACAGAGCAACAGGCCUUGUGCUGUCCAAGCUCUUUCAGCCUCUGAAUCUUCGGGAGGACAGCGCGGGGCUGGACAGCAGAUCCGAUGAGCUGACGUGUAAGAGUCAGAGGCUGAUGAUGCAAGCAGGGUUAAUUUACCCCUCCGGCCCUGGCUGCUACUGCUACAUGCCCUACACUGUUCGAGCAAUGGAGAAGCUUGUCAAGGUGAUAGACCAAGAAAUGCAGGCUAUUGGGGGACAGAAGCUAAAUAUGCCCAGUUUAAGUUCUGCAGAGCUCUGGAGAACCAGUGGAAGGUGGGUUGCAGACAGGCACAGCAAAGAGUACUGCCUGGGACCGACGCACGAAGAGACCAUCACGGACCUGAUUGCCUCCCAAGGGAACUUGUCCUACAAGCAACUGCCACUCCUAGUGUAUCAGAUAACACGGAAGUUUCGAGAUGAACCCAAGCCCCGGUUUGGCUUGCUGCGCAGCAGGGAAUUCUACAUGAAGGAUAUGUACACAUUUGACACCUGCGAGGAAGCUGCUCACCAGACCUACAGCCUGGUGUGUGAGGCCUACUGCAACUUGUUUAACAGGUUGGGGUUCCAAUUUGUCAAAGUGCAGGCAGAUACAGGCAGCAUUGGGGGUAGUAUGUCCCAUGAGUUCCAGCUCCCUGCAGGUGUCGGAGAGGACAGGCUGUUGAUCUGUUCCAACUGUGGUUUUUCAGCUAAUGUGGAAAAAAUAAAUCCUGGCCAGACAGACUGCCCAGCUUGCAAGGGAAAAUUAGCUGAGACCAAAGGGAUUGAGGUUGGGCAUACAUUUUAUCUGGGCACCAAGUACUCGUCUGUUUUUAAUGUCAUCUUCCACACUGCUGAAAAUAAGCCUGUUCUAACAGAAAUGGGUUGCUAUGGCUUGGGCAUAACUCGGAUUCUGGCAGCUUCUAUCGAGGUGCUGUCAACAGAAGACAGCAUCCGUUGGCCAACCCUCAUUGCACCUUACCAGGUCUGCCUCAUUCCCCCUAAGAAAGGCAGCAAGGAAGAGAUAGGUGCAGCAAUAAUGGAUAAUUUAUAUGACAGUAUUGUUGAAGCCGUGCCUCAGAUAAAAGGGGAUGUUGUGCUGGAUGACAGGACUCAUUUGACUAUUGGUAAAAGAUUAAAGGAUGCUAACAGACUUGGUUACCCAUAUGUUCUAAUAGCUGGGAAGAAAGCUUUUGUUAAUCCCCCUGAGUUUGAAGUUUGGAAUCAAAACACUGGGGAGAUCAUGUUCCUUACUAAAGAAGGUGUAAUUGAAUUUCUGAGUAAAGUGCAAGUUCCCUGACUUUCCUGUCUUUGGUCUGUUAUCCUUGGGAUUUUAAACGAACCGCAGUUCCUGGCAUUAAUGAUAUAUAUAUUUGGCAUGAAAUCUAAUCCGUUUCAAAACAUGAGUUAGAACUACUUUUUAAAUCCUGCCCCUGUAUCCCUGUUAACUUCUGUGGGUUUCACAAUCAUGUUCUUUUUCCUCCUAUUGCCAUGUGAUGUACCCAAACAAAGGGGGAAACCAGCCAAGGCUUUGAUCCUGUCACAAUUAAUAUGCUUACUUGUAUUGACAGUUCCAUGCUUGAAUGAAAAUGCAGGCUCAGGCUAUGUCUAGACUGCAUUGCUUUUCUGGGAUUCCGAAGCCCAGGGAGAUUACUUAGAAACCCUGGAAGCUGAAUAGCACAUACUGCCUCACCUGCUCUAGAACCACCAUGAGACAUCAUAAAGCAAAAAUAUCCCUCGCCAAACCCCCAACCAGGGAGGCCAGUGGCCCUGGCAGCACUAGAGAAGGCUGAGUCACUCCUAGCUUAUACCUACUAAUCAUGGAUUCCUAUGGGUAGCUGGCUUGGAGUUAGGGUUCCCAAAGGUAGGGCUCCCUACCCUGCAAUUCAGAAGAGUUCUGCAAAAGUCCUGCCUCAAGGAUCCAGUUUCAGGGUCUUAAGCUUAAAUACUAACAUGUUCUUUCUCUAGCUACCGAAUCUCACUUGCAUACCCAAUGAGCUGCCAUUU
Messenger RNA from Pelodiscus sinensis (Chinese soft-shelled turtle), 2045 nucleotides. It is a transcript of the gene PARS2, whose product is annotated as prolyl-tRNA synthetase 2, mitochondrial. Gene Ontology annotation, cellular component: mitochondrion; cytoplasm. The record is from RefSeq and is a predicted model, not a curated record. NCBI's taxonomy places the organism in Eukaryota, Metazoa, Chordata, Testudines, Trionychidae. Gene Ontology annotation, molecular function: ATP binding; proline-tRNA ligase activity. Gene Ontology annotation, biological process: prolyl-tRNA aminoacylation.